Molecule: messenger RNA, 1348 nt
Organism: Yamadazyma tenuis ATCC 10573
Lineage: Eukaryota; Fungi; Ascomycota; Pichiomycetes; Serinales; Debaryomycetaceae
Gene: KTR2
Product: mannosyltransferase
Biological process (GO): cell wall mannoprotein biosynthetic process; protein N-linked glycosylation
Cellular component (GO): membrane; Golgi apparatus
Molecular function (GO): alpha-1,2-mannosyltransferase activity
Source: RefSeq, a predicted model, not a curated record
CGAAUCAAAUUCUUCUCAUUCACCAUGAAGUUCGUUUUCCUAUCCAUACUAAUAGCGGUAACGUCCACGUACUACUACUACGUAUACACCACGCUCACUGGCAACGGUGGUACACGUGAGGCUCUUCGGCACUUGAGUGGGUUGAGCGGCCAGGACUUGACGAAUAUAGAUAUCUUGAAGAAGAGAGCACCCAAGCUAUCUUCAAACUCAUACCUUAGUUUCCCAAUGGGAGGCCGAAACAGAGACCAAAUCGGCGGAGAAAAUGCCACGAUUGUUAUGCUUGUGCGGAACGAAGAGCUCGAAGGAGCAUUGAGUUCAAUGAGGUCGUUGGAAGACAGAUUCAACAAAGACUACCAGUACCCAUGGGUGUUCUUAAAUGACGUACCAUUCACCCAGGAGUUCAAGGAACAAACAACCUUGAUGGCCAGCGGGAAGACAUACUACGAGCUCAUUCCUGAAGAAGACUGGGAGCCCCCUUCGUUCAUAGAUACCAUUAAGCUUGAAGAGAAUCUCAAGAAGUCCAACAAAGAUGUAAUCUAUGGUGGCAGCAGAUCAUACCGAAAUAUGUGUCACUUCAACUCGGGCUUCUUCUUCAAACAAAAGAGAUUGCUCAACUAUGACUGGUACUUUCGAGUAGAGCCUGACGUCGAGUACUUGUGUGACUUUCAACAUGAUCCCUUCAAAUUUCUUCGUGAAAAUAAUAAGGUCUACGGUUUUGUCACCACCAUUCACGAAUAUGAGAACACCAUUCCGACUCUCUGGCCCACGGUGGAAAAGUUCAUAGAGGCUUACCCUGAUCUAAUCCAUCCCAAUAACUCACUUGAGUUCAUCACUAGCCGUGAGGUCGAUCUUAACUAUCAUGUACCCAUGGUUAAUUCCUCAUCCGAGUACAACUUGUGUCAUUUCUGGUCGAACUUUGAGAUUGGCAGUCUCAACUUCUGGAGGUCUGAGGCUUACUCCAAGUUCUUUGAGUUUUUGGACCAAUCUGGAGGGUUCUACUAUGAAAGAUGGGGAGAUGCCCCUGUGCAUUCGAUCGGGUUAAACCUUUUGGCCGACAAAAACCUGAUUCACCAUUUCGAUGAUAUCGGCUACUACCAUCCUCCUUAUAUGGCGUGUCCUACCCUGAAGGACUUGAUCAGUCAAAAGAGGUGUAUUUGUAAAACUUCGGGACAUGAUGGAGAAGUGUUAACCACCCCGUACGACGUCCAGGUAUUCAGUUGUUUGAGUCGGUGGUGGCGGUAUGGAUCCGGGAAGAAAUUUCUCAACGAGGUCGACUACAUCCUUUGAGUGAAGGCCCUCCAACACAUAUAAACAAGCAUAUAUAUAUUAACGAUAAUGACUGCAAAAA